AGAAGACGGGAAAGGUCUGCUUCCGAGUCCUCCGGCUGCCUAGUACCGGUGACUGGAAGGCGGGCAGGCCUGGGGGAGCGGGACAGCUCGGCCCGGAUGGCCGUCCGUGCCCUCCGACGGCCCGGGGCGCUGCCGCCACUCCCCGGGGGGCCCGGGCGCCCACACUCACCGACUUCUCUCCCCCGCAGGAGCGCUCCCCGCCACGCCCGGCCCCGCAGCCUCCGACCAUGCGGCUCCUCGGCAAACUCCGCCCCGCCCCCGCGGAGCCCGCUUGCUCCAACGUGCUCACCCCGGCGCGCAUCCCCGAGUUCUGCAUCCCGCCGCGGCUGCUCCCGCCCUGCGCGCCCGAGUCUCCGCCUCCCGCCGCCGCCCUGCCCCGGCGCUGCGCCGCGGAGCCCGACCUGUGGCCGCGGGGAGCCGACGCUGCGGCCGGACACACGGACUGGGACCCGCGCUCGCAGGCCGCGCUCUCGCUGCCGCACCUGCCCCGCGGGCGCACCGCCUACGGCUUCUGCGCGCUGCUCGAGAGUCCGCACACGCGCCGCAAGGAGUCGCUCUUCCUCGGCGGCCCCGGCGCCGCCCCGCCCCCGCCCCCGCCGCCGCCCCCGCCCCCGCCCCCGCCCCCGGGCGCAGCCCCGGCCGCCGCCGCCCCCGCGCUCCCCGCCCGCCCCCGCCCGGCGCCGCGCGCGCCCGCCCCGCCGGCCCGCGCCCGCCGCCUCCUGCGCGCCCCCGAAGGGCUGCUGAGCCGCGCGCUGCGAGCCCGGGGGAGCCGCGGCCUGGCCCGCGCCCGCUCCGCGUGCGGCGGGGACCGGGACGGCCGCGGGGACGAGCCGCCCGCCGGGACCCGGGCUCCCUCCCCCUCCCCCUCCCCCUCCCCGCCGCCGCCCGGCCCCGGCCCCGACCCGCGGCCCGAGCGCCUGGAGGCCGAGGGCACCGUGGCCCUGGGCCGCGCCGGGGGCGCCCUGCGCCUGGCCGCCGAGUACAGUCGGGCCAGCGGGCGGCUCCGCGUGCGGCUGCUCGGCGCCGAGGGCCGGGCCGCGGGGGCCGCGGGGGCCGCCGAGGCCGCCGAGCCCCGCGCCGUCGGCUGCCGCGUGAGCUUCGUGCUGCGGCCGCCGGGCCAGACGCGCCCGCAGCGCAGCGCCGUGGUCCGGCCGAGCCGCGCGGCCGCCUCGGAGCAGGACGUGUGGCUGGACGGGCUGUCGGAGGAGCAGCUGCGCCGCCUGGCCGUGCGCGUCCAGGCGGAGGAGCGGGGCCGCGGCCGCGAGCGGGGCCGCCUGCGGGGCCAGGGCGAGCUGCUGCUGGGCGCCCUGCUGCUCCCCGCGGGGCCCGGCCUCCGACCGCCGCCGCGCGCGACAUAGCUGCUAUUUAUUCAUUUUUCUAUUUGAAAGCAUUUUUUUCUAUGGGAAGCAUUUUUCUAUUGCUUUAUUGACGUCUCAGUCUUUAGGUGUCUGUUUUUGUCGUUGUUUGUUGGUAGUGAAGGAAAAGAAAGUUCUUCUCUGUUCACAGAAUCCAAUCCAUGUUGGGAUUUUUCCAGACCAUGUUUACAUUCAAAGGCAAAAAAGUAUCGGCGUGUGGCUGGAAGGGAGCAAAAGGAACUACGCCCUGUCUGCCCUGAUUAUCCUCCCUGCUUUAUGUCAAGGCUAAAAGUUGGUUAUUUUUUAAAGUGGUUCCUUCAGAAUCCUGCCCGAUGCUGGGAUUCACAUUAGCAGCUGCGCGUGAUGCCCGUGGCAUAGGUUCACGUCCUGUCCUCACUGACGCAUGCACAUCAGAGCCAGACGUUCUGUAGUAAGGAUACCUUGGUAGGAAAAGAAUUUCUUUCUCAUUAAGAAAACCGGUUUCUUUUGAAAGUGAAAUCUUAAAAAAAAAAAAAAUGCUAAGGAAAAGAAAAAGGAAGCAAAGGAUCUUUCAAAGGAUGGUCAUGGGGGGAGUAGAUAUUCCUAGCAUCCCCUUCUUCCUUCUCCAGAAGGGGCCCUGGGAAAAUCUUGCUGUUUGAGAAAUCUUUUCUGCCUCUGUAAACGUUUGAUAAUUUUGUGGUAUUAUCUCCACCUAUUUAUGUAUUAUGUAAGUUACAUAGUAAUUAAAGCCUCUGUGAUAGGGUUUCCUAGAUGAAUUGAAAUGUAAACCAUCAACUUUUUGAGCACUGGAUUUAAAGAAAGGGUUUCUUAAUCCAAUUUAUUUUCAUUUGUCGAUUCAACAAAUAGACCUGAGUCCACUGGAAAAUGAUUGUAUCCCGGAGGGUAUGCCCUCCACUGUAGGCCUCUUUGGUGUGGUGGAAAGCACAAUGCAAGGCUGGAGGGGGAUAUAGAUUCCAGUCUUUCUUUGGUCACUUGCCAGUUGUGUGAACUGGGGCAGAUUGGUUCACGUCCCUGAACCCCAUUUUACAUCAGUGAAAUAAGGGUGUUAUACCGGCUUCACAGGAUUUUGUAAAAAUACAAUUUUAUAUCCAAAUGACCCUUAAAUACAUGUGAAAUGUGUUAAGCAUACCUGAAAAGACUUGAACUGUAUUGGUGAAUACAUAAUGUUCCAGAAAAUGAUCUCCUGUACUUAUUUUUUUUCUUUCCAAUUGUUUCUCCCUGGUCCUGGAGUGGAGCCUAGCAGAAUGGAUAGCUACCUGAUAUGGAAGAUUUAUGGGAGCCAGGAGUGGGAAUAUAGAACCCUUCAGGAUUCCUGUGAGAGAGAGUACAAGCUGAGGGAGUGACAGACAGAGGGAGAGGGAGAAGCA
This is a messenger RNA of Nyctereutes procyonoides (raccoon dog), 2722 nucleotides long. RefSeq names its product C2 calcium dependent domain containing 4B (gene C2CD4B). NCBI's taxonomy places the organism in Eukaryota, Metazoa, Chordata, Mammalia, Carnivora, Canidae. The transcript has 2 exons. The coding region runs from base 228 to 1358 and encodes 376 amino acids. The record is from RefSeq and is a predicted model, not a curated record.